Molecule: messenger RNA, 8505 nt
Organism: Equus caballus (horse)
Lineage: Eukaryota; Metazoa; Chordata; Mammalia; Perissodactyla; Equidae
Gene: TNPO1
Product: transportin 1
Biological process (GO): protein import into nucleus
Cellular component (GO): cytoplasm; nucleus
Molecular function (GO): nuclear import signal receptor activity; small GTPase binding
Source: RefSeq, a predicted model, not a curated record
GCCCCGCCCCUCGGCCAAUCGGACGGCGCUCGCCGGCGCCCGAGUUCUCUUUGUUCCGCAGCCAUUUCGGGCCGGGAGCGGAGGCGUCGCCGCUUCGGCUGAGGGCCCGAGCGCCGGAGCCUCUGGGAUGGUGUGGGACCGGCAAACCAAGAUGGAGUACGAGUGGAAACCCGACGAGCAGGGGCUCCAGCAGAUCCUGCAGCUGCUCAAGGAGUCCCAGUCCCCGGACACCACCAUCCAGAGGAGCGUACAACAAAAACUGGAACAACUCAAUCAGUAUCCAGAUUUUAACAACUACCUGAUUUUUGUUCUUACAAAAUUAAAAUCUGAAGAUGAACCCACAAGAUCACUGAGUGGUCUCAUUUUAAAGAAUAAUGUGAAGGCUCAUUUUCAGAACUUCCCGAAUGGCGUGACAGACUUUAUUAAGAGUGAAUGUUUAAACAAUAUUGGUGACUCCUCUCCUCUGAUUAGAGCCACUGUAGGUAUUUUGAUUACAACCAUAGCUUCCAAGGGAGAACUGCAGAAUUGGCCUGACCUCUUACCGAAGCUCUGCAGCCUCUUGGACUCUGAGGACUACAACACCUGUGAGGGAGCGUUUGGCGCCCUUCAGAAGAUAUGUGAAGAUUCUGCCGAGAUUUUAGAUAGUGAUGUUUUAGAUCGUCCUCUCAACAUCAUGAUUCCCAAAUUUUUGCAGUUCUUUAAGCACAGUAGUCCGAAAAUAAGGUCUCAUGCUGUGGCAUGUGUCAAUCAGUUUAUCAUCAGUAGGACUCAAGCUCUGAUGUUGCACAUUGAUUCUUUUAUUGAGAAUCUCUUUGCAUUGGCUGGUGAUGAAGAACCAGAGGUACGAAAAAACGUGUGCCGAGCACUUGUGAUGUUGCUUGAAGUGCGAAUGGACCGCCUGCUUCCUCACAUGCAUAAUAUAGUCGAGUACAUGCUACAGAGGACCCAAGAUCAAGAUGAAAAUGUGGCUUUGGAAGCCUGUGAAUUUUGGCUCACUUUGGCUGAGCAACCAAUAUGCAAAGAUGUACUCGUGAGGCAUCUUCCUAAGUUGAUUCCUGUGUUAGUGAAUGGCAUGAAGUACUCAGAUAUAGAUAUUAUUCUGCUUAAGGGUGAUGUUGAAGAAGAUGAAACAAUUCCUGAUAGUGAACAGGAUAUAAGGCCACGUUUUCAUCGAUCAAGGACAGUGGCUCAGCAGCAUGAUGAAGAUGGAAUUGAAGAGGAAGAUGAUGAUGACGAUGAAAUUGAUGAUGACGAUACAAUUUCUGACUGGAAUCUAAGAAAAUGUUCUGCUGCUGCCCUAGAUGUUCUUGCAAAUGUUUAUCGUGAUGAGCUUUUGCCACAUAUUCUGCCCCUUUUGAAAGAAUUACUUUUUCAUCAUGAAUGGGUUAUUAAAGAAUCUGGCAUCUUGGUUUUAGGAGCAAUUGCUGAAGGUUGCAUGCAAGGCAUGAUUCCAUACCUGCCUGAGCUCAUUCCUCACCUUAUUCAGUGCCUCUCUGAUAAAAAGGCUCUUGUGCGUUCCAUAACGUGCUGGACUCUUAGCCGCUAUGCACACUGGGUAGUCAGCCAACCCCCAGACACGUACCUGAAGCCAUUAAUGACAGAAUUGCUAAAGCGUAUCCUGGAUAGCAACAAGAGAGUGCAAGAAGCUGCCUGCAGUGCCUUUGCUACCCUGGAAGAGGAGGCUUGUACAGAACUUGUUCCUUACCUGGCUUACAUACUUGAUACGUUGGUCUUUGCGUUUAGUAAAUACCAGCAUAAGAACCUGCUCAUUCUGUACGAUGCCAUAGGAACGUUAGCAGACUCAGUAGGACAUCAUUUAAACAAACCAGAAUAUAUUCAGAUGCUAAUGCCUCCGCUGAUCCAGAAGUGGAACAUGUUAAAGGACGAAGAUAAAGACCUCUUCCCUUUGCUUGAGUGCCUGUCUUCAGUUGCCACAGCCCUGCAGUCUGGCUUCCUUCCGUACUGUGAACCUGUGUAUCAGCGUUGUGUAAAUCUGGUACAGAAGACCCUUGCACAAGCCAUGCUGAACAAUGCUCAACCAGAUCAGUACGAGGCUCCAGAUAAAGAUUUUAUGAUAGUGGCUCUGGAUUUACUCAGCGGCCUGGCCGAAGGACUUGGCGGCAACAUCGAACAGCUGGUAGCCCGAAGUAACAUUCUGACGCUAAUGUAUCAGUGCAUGCAGGAUAAAAUGCCAGAAGUUCGACAGAGUUCCUUCGCCCUCUUGGGUGACCUGACAAAAGCUUGCUUUCAGCAUGUUAAGCCUUGUAUAGCUGAUUUCAUGCCAAUAUUGGGAACCAACCUAAACCCAGAGUUCAUUUCGGUCUGCAAUAAUGCCACAUGGGCAAUUGGAGAGAUCUCCAUCCAGAUGGGUAUAGAGAUGCAGCCUUAUAUCCCUAUGGUGUUGCACCAGCUUGUAGAAAUCAUUAACAGACCCAACACACCAAAGACGUUGUUAGAGAAUACAGCAAUAACAAUUGGUCGUCUUGGUUACGUUUGUCCUCAAGAGGUGGCCCCCAUGCUACAGCAGUUUAUAAGACCCUGGUGCACCUCUCUGAGAAACAUAAGGGACAAUGAGGAGAAGGACUCAGCGUUCCGUGGGAUUUGUACCAUGAUCAGUGUGAAUCCCAGCGGCGUGAUCCAAGAUUUUAUAUUUUUUUGUGAUGCUGUUGCAUCCUGGAUUAAUCCAAAGGAUGACCUGAGAGACAUGUUCUGUAAGAUCCUUCAUGGAUUUAAAAAUCAAGUUGGGGAUGAAAAUUGGAGGCGUUUCUCUGACCAGUUUCCGCUUCCCUUAAAAGAGCGUCUUGCAGCUUUUUACGGUGUUUAAUCUCGCGCUUAAGCUGCAGUCCCGUGAUUAGGGUCCUUCGGUCUUGGAGACUGUGAGGGAGCCUCUGCACCCAGGGAAAAUGUUACCCUCUACGGGGGGAAGGGCAACCCAGUAGGGAACACAGUGCAACCCAACCCUACUGGGAGGGGCGGGAGGGAGGUGUUGCCGUCACUGUAUAAGUCGAUGUUGGGAAAAGUUUUAACAUCUGGAGCCUUUGUGGGUGGAAAUCUGUCUCCAAUUACAACUCCGCACUGGAUGUGAAGAAGCAAAAAACAAACCUAUUCAGUCUACUCACAAAACAGUACAUUCUGGAAUAUUAUGGGGAAUUGUACCAAAACAAGAACCAUAUAAAUGACGCAUAGGGAUAAGAAAGAAAAAAUUCUAUAGCGCACAAUAAAGGAAACCUAAGAAUGGGGGAUACAGACAGUAAAGAAGCUUUUUUUUUUUUUUUAAUUUAAAGGUUUUGAUAAAUUUUCCCCCAUGAUGGGGCCUUGUUUUUGCAUGCUGAUGAAGAACUACAUAAAUGAAGCUAAUAGAGUUAAAAUCAGCUUGCCUACCCAUAGUAGAAGCAGGUUCUUGGAAGUUACAAUUUAAGGUACCCCCAAAAAAGUUGGAAAUAAAACAAAACAAAUCUAAACAAUGAAGCACCCUGUGAGAUGCCAACUGAGUCACUCCUUUGACCUUGGUGGGUGGGCAGGGAGGGAGGAAGAAGUGGGGCUGGGCAUAUCGAACUAAAGAUUGACAUCUUGAUUUUGCAUUAAAACAUUAAUGUAGUGGAUAUAAUUUGAUGGUUGUACUUCGUUAGAUUUAAUUUCUAGGCCAGGACGUUACUUCUAAAGUGCAGUUGAAGGUUCAGGCACGCGUUCUGGCUCAGUGAUGGGGCCCUUUGAUCCGUGGGGGGGCGUGCUCGCAGCAUGGGGUGAGAUUGGCAUUCAGUUAGCUGGGGCGCCAGUAUGUGUUGCCGUUGACCGAUUCAAUAUAGCCCUGCAUUUAAAAUUCCUUUUUAAGAUUUGUGGAUUUUAUUUUUAUUAAGAAUAUAGAUAUAAAGUACUGUAGUUUACAGCUAGGCCUUGAAAUAUCUUUUUAGGAUCUGUUAGGAAUAAGAUUGAUAUUGUAUUGUGUGUAACCUGCACAAUGUGGAAAGCUGAUAUACCUGUGCAAAAUCCUUGCCUCUGUGCUGUCAGUGUGAUGUGCUUUCUGCAUGGUUAUAUACUACUAGUGAUUUUAUCGAAACUUCUCAAACUUAAAUUACAUGGUAAAAGAUCUGUAAGAGGCUGCAUAAAUGUUAGUUGGCACAUAAAGACAAUUGUAGAAGUUGAAGACAUGAUUGCUAUACUUCAAUGUUUAUUCCCACUCAACAUAUUGCCUUCUAAGCUUUCUUUUUUUGUUCAAAGCAUGAUCUUAAAGAUAUGUUUAAGUUAAUGGAUGUAAUGCAGGGUUCCUACACUGUAUUGGCGCAUGUUGGUGGCCCUCUGUGCCCUAGAUAUAUGCACACAGGGUGUAAGUAAAAAGCUACAGAGUGAAAGUUGGUUUGGAUCCUCUUCAUUUCAUUUGUUUAGCUUUUCUGUUAUUUUUCUCUACUUACAUGUAUUCCUGUGAAUAAAUCCUUGUUAAGUUAACCCUUUACUUUUCCUUCCAUGUGUAUUUUCUUAUAUACUGUGAAUGUGAAAACCUAACUGGUACACUUGAUCUUGUGUCCAUAUGAAAGUGCAAGUCUUUAUUAAUUUGGAUUGCCUGAGCAGUGUAUCCCAUGAUGAUGAAGGAAAAUGGAGAGAUUUUUCUUUUUAACUCUGCUGGUCAGAGAUGAAGCCACACCUUUCCAUUUUUCAAUGCUGCAUAUUUAAUCUGCAACAGAAAUGUUAAGCCAUAACAACCUUUUAUAUUUCAGUUUGUCACCUUUGCAUUGCAGAAUAAAUUCUGAAUAACCAUUUUUAUAAGCAGUUGCUCCUCUUUGCAUGGUUCUAUUCUUCUAAAGGUGUUGAAUGAUACAGCCAUUGCACUGAAGUUUGAGCUGUAUGCGUGUGGAUUUAUAAAUACCGUUUCAAGAAAUUUCAAAUGCAUGGUAGCAUGCAGAAAGGUUUCUGUUACUCUGUGUGUGUGUGUAUUUUUUUUUUAACAUGUCCUUUCACUUUCUUUCUUCUACUUUGGCUUUGCAAAUUUCAGUCUGUAGAACCUGAAGUUAAAUAAUAUUUUAUAAUGUCCAGGGUUUUUUUUAAUUAUAAGUUGGAUCCAAAGGGUAUGUUGCAUUUUGCUUUCCAGUACCAUUGCUUCACUGGGAGCUCAAAAUUUGCUUCCUAGUUAGUCUUUAAAACCUGGUUAGGGUAGCUGUUUUAUCCUUAAAUUCUAGUGAUAUUCUGUAAUUGUUUGGAUACUUUUAGGAUUUAGAAUGGGAGAUAUUUUAAUAUUCUGGAACAGAUAAUAAAUACUUUAAAUUGAAAGAAAUGAAAUUCUUCUCUAAACACUUUAAAACAAACAUAGAAACAACCUUCAGUAAAGUUAUCUGGACCUAUAAUUGACAAUUCUAUAUUCACUGAAAAGCAGUAUUGUCACCUCUUUGACUAAGAAUUGGUUUCCAGUUAGGCAGAUAUGUAACAAGAAUGUGCCCAUUUUUCAAGUCACUUAACCUGUUCUUAAAUUUAAAGGAAAUUUAAUUUAAAAAUAGAAAAUAAAAUUGAGUAUGUACGGCUGGCAACCUGAGAUUGGGUUGGUUCUUUUGUGUUUCUCUCCUUCAAAGUUAUUGUUCCUUCCCAGUGUAUAUUUCAGAUGCAUAGUAUAGCAUAGGAAUUUGCAGAAGCCAUUUAAGUUAUCUUUUGAGGUAAGCUCCAAUUUAGCAUCUAUUGUUCUGAAAACUUAAUACAUCAUGGGAUAUAUAUAAAGCGACUAAAUUCUUGUGGUGUAGUUGUAAUAGUUUUGACUGUUGACUGAAUGUCUAUGAACUUGUGAGUCUGUCUUUGUUACAUUCCAGUGUUCCUGCCUUUGGCAUGCUUCAAGCACGGCUUACUUCAUCUGCUCCUUACACACUGAAGUGCUGUUAGUGUGCUCAGCUACAGAGAUAGCCGCUGCUCAGUGAUGUCGAUUUUCUACUUGAAUAUUUUUAUGUUGUAGGAACCUCAGGAGGUCAGUGUUUACUGUUUUCUAUAUGCCUUCUUUUUCCUGUUCGAGCUUCUCUCUUUGAAGGAUUCUAACAGAACAAAAGCUGCUGAUCAACCUAAGUUGGAAACAGAAAGUGUAUUUAAUAUAAUUUAAAUGCAUGUUUGGCAGUUCCAUGUUAUAGUCCAUUAGUAAGUGAACUUAGUGCCACAGAUGUUCAUUUAUUCAGGAAGGAGUUUCUUUUUUGUAUUGUCUGAUCUCUUUAAUAACUUCAUACUGUAUAAAAAAAUCACUUUUUUAUAUUUUUUGGUUGGUUAUUUCCCAAAUAAUCAACAUGUAAAUAAUCUUUAAGAGCCAGUUCUGAUGCUUUACAUUAUUGCUACUUGAUUUUGUGAUGCAAGUUAUAUUUCAGAAUAGAUUUUAAAACACUUAACCAAGCCAUUACAUCUUAAAAACAAAAUAACGUAGCAUACAUUUUGUAAUUAACAUAUUGAUAAACACUGUGAUUUUUUUUGUUAAGACUUUUUCAUUGAUCUAAUUGCUUAAAUUGCAUAUAUUGUAAGAUAGAAUCAGAUGUAUAUUUUAAAAUAAUUUCAACUGACUUUCCUCUAUUGAAAUGUUUUGUCUACUCAGUUAUAAAAUAUUCAGAUACAAGUUUUAUCUCAGGUGAAUACUCUUGUAUCCUUCUUGCUUUGGUGACAUAUGCUUAUAAAGGGUCAUCAUACUUAUAUUCCUUAUUUUCUAGUGUAUUCAUGAAGAAUCUUCCCAUUUAGUCUGAUUUUCCAGUCCCUGUUCUAGUGGACUAGGGUGGCAUAAAUCCCUCUUGGUGAGCCCUUUGUGUGCAGGUUUACCUUGAGAGUGAGCUCAAUUUGGUCCUCCUUUUCUCCAGACCCUCAAGAUAGGAAAGUGUAAAUUUUUCUGUCCUAUGUUAUAUUACAUAGCUGAAAUGCCAGAAUUAAACUCAUUAUGUCUUAAAAACCCUUUAGUCCAAAUUUAACUUAAAUCCUUUGCCAUAAAGAAAAAAGUGGUUUUUUUGCUUCAUAUAAUUAAUCUAUAUUAUUCAUAUUGAAUGUAUUAACAGAUAACGGUGCAAAAACAUCCUUCUCAGGGGAAGGGUGUCUCAUGCAUAACUGCAGUUUAAAUCCUUCUUUCAGCAGUAUUUGAAAUGCACACAGCUUUGCUUGUUGAAUUACUUUUGCAAAUAAUCCAAGGGGGAAAACACUAACUGUCGCUACUAGUGCUGUUAUUGAAGUGUAGGCAUGGAGAUCUUUCAGAAACUGGGCUUCAGGUUGUGAGGGGUCUGGGAUAAUCUCGAUGCAAGGUCAGAUUGAUAGAGAGCUGUGUGACAAUUUUGUCUGGUAAUAAUACCAUGCAAGAGCAUUCUAUACCUACUUAGUACACUUCAGACUGUAUUAAAUAUGGGGAUAUUUCUAAUGCCUCUUAAAAAAUAAAAUUUUACACGAAGGUUUCAUUCACUUCAAUACUUUUCAGGUGACGUAGAACUCAUUUUCUCAGUCUUAUGUAGAUUUGCCCCCGUUGGUGUUACUUAAUAUGUCAUCUUUAUCUUUAUGCCUAAUUAUUGUGCAUAUUAAUUUUAAGGUAUACAUUUAAAUUAUAGCAACUGUUUAUUGUGAUUUGUAUCCCAGAAUGUAUUGUGUUUAAAAAAAUGUAUGCAUGAUUUUGAGGGAAGGCAAAUGGUGAUUUUUUUCUUUUGUACCUGUUGUACAUUUUAAAACCAAACCAAAUCUAUUUGCCAAGCAUUAUAUCACUAAUUAAGGAAAUAGUAUUUUCCCUUUAAAACAAUUUUUGUGCACCUACCAUAGAAUCCCCUUAUACUAUGGCUUGGUAUUAUGCAGAAUUAGCUAUUUUGCAAGUCUGAUUAUCUUCCUGAAAGCCUCCUGUGACAUGGUUAGCCUCUAAGGCAGUGUUAGUCCCUUCCCAUACCAGCCUGGCAGAGGGGUUCCGCUGUGUUCUCCACUAUCGCUUCAUUGUUGUUUCCUCUGUGGAUGUGUAACCAAAUGAAGAUUGGAUGAUAUUUUAUGGAGAUAAUAAUUAGACAAUACUGUGUAAUUAAUUUUACUUAAUAGAUUAUCAUCUGUGAGAGGAGAUGUUUAAACAUGGUUAAUCAAUUCAUGUUAUAAAACAGUUUUACACUUAAUAUUCAUGUUAACAUUGGGUGCAAUAAUUUAGUAGUUUUAGCUUUAGUUAUAAAUAACUGGAUCUUUCUGCUGACAACUUAGGUUGUAUGAGUUAUGCUUAAAGCUUUAAAUCGGAUGUUUCCUGUACCUGCCACACUAUGUUAGAAUGUGUCCUUCAAACAUAUCCUCCUGCAACUUCAAACUGUGCUCAGUUGACACUUCUUGAAGUCUAACUCUGUGCUAACAGAUCUUCAUUUUACAUAGAAUACGGUUUUAAUUUUUGAUAAGCUGCUGAAUUUUAAAGAGAGUUUUUUGGGGCCACCAAAUAUUUUGGAUCAUGCAGAGAAUAUAUAUUGUACUGUAGUAAUUUUGUAUUUACAUUUGUAUGAUGUGACAUAAUAGAUGUGAAUGUUAAUCCCUGCUUGACGAUGUUAAUAAAGGUGUUUAACUAUA